AUGGCUGCGCAGCAGGCUCCGAACAUGCAGGGCAUGAGUUUCAACGCCGCGCCACCACCCCAGUUCGCCGCGCCACCACCCCAGUACGCCGCCCCAGUGCCAGCCCCAGCGCCGAGCAAUCAGGCAUGUUGCUGCGACAAUAACAAGCGGUCCGCGCUGUACACGUGGCUCCCUUUCGGCCUCCGCAUCGGCAUCUUCCUCUUCUGCCUUGUCUCUUUCAGUCUGUGCUUCGCCACCAAGCAGGCGAUGACGGGGUACGCGGCGGGGGCGUUUCUGGUGGGCGUCACCAUUUUGGGGUUCAUCUUGGCGCUCAUGCUCUUCAUCUACAACGCCGUGCGCAUGUGCGUCGCGGGCUCCGCGGCGUACGAUGCCGUCAUGGACCUUGUGCAGUUCUUCGAGACCUACGUGAGUCCCUCCACCCUCGCCAGCUACAUCGUGGAUGAUGCGAAUGCGGAUCUGAGCAAGGUGCGUGGCGCAUGUGCUAUGGCGUAUCUCGCGGCCUUCAUCUACAUCGCCAUGUUCUGGUACUACACCAUCCGCACCUACAAGCGCGGCAUGCUCAAGGCCAUUGCUGACGCUACUGUGCUGCAGGCAGGCAAGGCCAACGUGCCUCCUUACAACGUGUGA
Molecule: messenger RNA, 627 nt
Organism: Closterium sp. Naga37s-1
Lineage: Eukaryota; Viridiplantae; Streptophyta; Zygnematophyceae; Desmidiales; Closteriaceae
Source: the annotation of a GenBank genome assembly